Ricinus communis (castor bean) is the source of this 6243-nucleotide messenger RNA. RefSeq names its product DNA glycosylase/AP lyase ROS1. The coding region runs from base 450 to 5966 and encodes 1838 amino acids. Gene Ontology annotation, molecular function: 4 iron, 4 sulfur cluster binding; DNA N-glycosylase activity; DNA demethylase activity. The transcript is spliced from 20 exons. Gene Ontology annotation, biological process: base-excision repair. The record is from RefSeq and is a predicted model, not a curated record. NCBI's taxonomy places the organism in Eukaryota, Viridiplantae, Streptophyta, Magnoliopsida, Malpighiales, Euphorbiaceae.
UUUUUGCAACAAGACAUAAAGGUGAUGAGAAAAAAUAAAAAUAAAAAUAUAUUUUAUGCUGGUUUGCCUUGUUUACCGGGAAAAGGAGUUAUCAGUUCAAAGAAAAGAAGAGCUCUCUCAGUAUAUAUAAAAGCUCUGAUCUUUGCGUUUGGUUCUUUUGUUUUUUCUCGCUUUUUCUUUUUUACAUACUUUCUCUCACUUUCGAAAUAAAUAAGAUUCUUUUUUUUUUUAAUUCUUUAUUUAUGGCCUUCAAGUGACUCAAACAGAUCUCCGGCAUUGACUCAAUCUUCAGGAUAAUCACCAAAAAUGGGUCAGAAGAUCGUCAUUCAAACAGUAAAUCAAAACUCACUUUAGAAAGGAAAGAUUUUGCUAUGCGACUGGAAUCUAGUACUGCUUAAAGUGCUGUCUGCGAGGCAGGGGAAGUAGGAACCCCAGUUUUUGCUCGAGCUAUGGAUAUCAAGAACAAGGAAGAGUUAAAAGAAGAUUCAUGGAUUCCUCAAACACCUUUUAAGUCUAUCCUAACAAAACCAAACGAUGAGUUUUCACCUGAUUUCUUUUCUAGAAAUGGCAGCUGGGAAGUGGCUUCGAACCCAUUAAAUGCAAAAAGGGACACUAAUAUUAAGACAUGCAAUAGAACUUUUCCACCUCUUUUGAUUCUUCAAGAUCAAGCCUCAACAGCUUCCACCAGUGGAAAUUCACACAAUAAUGGAGGUUUUUUGGCUGCACAAAAUCAUCACACUGGCAAACACGUCCAGGGAUUCCAGUAUGGUCUUCCCAUUCUUCAAGGAUCUGCUUAUGACCUCAACUUACCUCCCGGGGGAACAGCAGUUACAUUCACUAGCAAGACCAGUUGCCAAAUUGCUCCCAUGACACCAGAAAAAGGCACAAGAGUAGAAUGCAGGCAAGUAGCUCAACUGCAAUUUUUUUCCGCCGAUGAAAGAGCAAAUCAAGAAGGCAAUGAGCAGGAUGAUCAAGUUGCUAUGGUAUCAUUUGACAUUAACAGGCCACAAACAGAUAACGAACUCCAAAAGACAGAGAAGGAAGGAAGUCAUGUUAUUAACUUGAGCGAAACACCAGAGCAGAAACCUAGGAGGAAAAAGCACAGGCCUAAGGUGAUUACAGAAGGCAAACCCAGGCCUCGAAAACCAGCAACUCCAAAGCAUGCUCUUAACACUGAAAGGCCGACUGGUAAGAGGAAAUAUGUGAGAAAGAAACCUCUCAGCAAAGCCCCCACAACCAACUUAGCAGUAUCUACAGAAAUCCCAGCAGGCAAAAGGAAGUAUGUGCGACGAAAACCACUCAACAAAAUCUCAACUCCACCAGUGGAAGCAACUGGAAAGUCUGUCAGUACAAUAUCAGUUGAGCCUGCCAAGAAGUCAUGCAGGAGGUCCUUGAACUUUUACACUGAAGGACAGCCUAGAGACAACAAUUCCAAAUGUAAGCUUAAUUCUGAUGAAGAUUCUCAACUACAAGCACAUGAUGUUGGGGAAGGAAAUCAAUCAAAAUCAAUUGUGACUGUAGGGAAUGGAAUUGAAGUGAUAGUGGAAACUACACAAACAGGCAUUGCAUAUGAUCUAAAUCAUUCUGUUAAUCAAAAGCUUCAAGAUUACCUCGCAUUGCCUGAAAAACAGGCACCAAGCACACCAGUAUAUGCAAACAUUGACCCUGCAAGGAGAAUAAGGAACAACAAUUCCCAAGAGAGCCCUGCUGAAAGAGAAGGCCAGGUGACUACUCACAGUGUACAGCAGAAUGCUGCACAAAGCAUGUUGCAAACUGACAAUCAAUUGCCACCAAUCAACCCAAAUGACUCCAUCUGCGGCAAAUACACAACUUUGACCAUGGAAGGACAAUCAAACGGAUCAAAGAGGAAGGUUUUCAGUUGCAUUCAACAGCCAGGCACCUGCAACACAAAUCUAACUGGAAUUUUCUGUAAUGCUUUACCUCAAUAUCAGGCAACAUCUGAGUUCCAAGUUCCAAGCAAUUUCAAGAAGAGGAGGACUGAAAAGGCACAUAUCGCCACCACAUGCAGCAUAUCUUGUUCGACCACUCUAAGUGGCACAUUGAGACUUGAUAUACCAGGCCCACAGAAGAAUAACAGAGGAGAUCCUCCUACAUCAAUAGUUGAUUGCUUGCUUCCUGCUUCUCAUUCUAAUGCUGAUAGAAUUCCAGGUGCAUUUGGAGAGACAAAUGGUUGUCAGCUUAAAAAUGAAACUUCCGGCUGUGUCUUAGCUCAAACAGAGAGGUCAACUAAAAAGAGAUCCAGAGGCCAUACUCGGACUCGAGACUUGGCUUCACUGACCAAAAUUGCACAGGGAGCAAUGCAUCUAAGUUCCACAAGCAGACGAGCAUAUGAUGUGCAGCAGGUUCGGGACAUAAAUGGACCCGAUGCAUGUGUAGAUGCUUUAGUUGCAGAAAUGCGCGGAACUUUGACUAGAAAGAAGAGAACCAAGAAGAGACUCCUUGUUAGUUCUGCAUCCUCCAGUACAAAUGUGGAACAAGCACAUGGAAAAAUCAUCUUAUACAAUCAGAACCUAUUCUCAGCAAACUCAUUAGUUGCUCUUCCAGAAGUAAUACGGGAACAGAUGUCUACUAUUGAUGCAAUAGCCGAGCAUUUACAGCAUCUAGACAUUAACAGAGAAGGUAGCAACUUCACAUACAUAGAACAGAAUGCACUUGUUCCUUAUAGUGCUGGAAAUGAACAGCAGAAUGCACUGGUCCUUUAUAGAAGCGACGGGACUGUUGUACCCUACACCGAUUCACUUAUUAAGAAACGACGCUCACGGCCUCAGGUUGACCUAGAUGAAGAAACCAACAAAGUAUGGAGACUUUUAAUGGCAAAUAUCAAUAGUGAAGGCAUUAAUGGAACUACUGAAGACAAGGCAAAAUGGUGGGAAGAAGAACGAAAUGUGUUCCGUGGCCGUGCGAACUCAUUUAUAGCACGGAUGCAUCUCGUGCAAGGGGAUAGGCGUUUCUCCCAAUGGAAGGGAUCGGUUGUAGACUCGGUGGUUGGUGUAUUUCUCACUCAAAAUGUCUCUGAUCAUCUUUCUAGUUCAGCAUUUAUGUCACUUGCUGCACACUUUCCUCUGAAGUCACAGAGCCAUAAUGAACAAUGCUAUGAAGAAAGAACAGGCUCAGUAAUUGAUAAACCAAUAGUGUGCAUGCCAGAUCUAGAAGACACCUUAAAAUGGAACGAAGAGAUGUCCAAUCAAUCAAUUUGUGACCAAACUUCAAUGACGCUCCAUGACUCUGAGCUUGAUGAAGAAAGGGAAGCAGUCUACAGCAAUGAAUCCUCUACAAGCAGCACCGGCAUUGUUAACUCAAGUGGGCUAGAGACAUGCUAUGAAUCAAAGGAAAACAGAUCGACCACAGAGAUCAUCAAGAUAAUAGAUACUUGUGAUGUAAGAGAAAAGACGAGAGUAACAAAUGAUGCACUGUCAUUGCAACAUUCUGUGUUUUCAUCUCAUAACUUUGUGAAUUCACCAAUUGAUCAAACUGCUGAAAGAAAAGAAGCAUUCUCGGGCUCAGAAGCAGGAUUUGUAACCGAAGGACAUAGACCAAAUAUGUUGAAUAGUUGUAAUUCUUUUAUGGAGCUUCUGUUAAAGGUUGGAUGUGGCAAGCUCCAUGAGGUUCAUAGUAAUGGCAAUGGGAUCAUCUUAUCUGCUCAGUACUCACAGAACGAGUAUAACAAGACCCAAACCGUGGAAAAUAAUUUCCCUGUACAAAAGACACACCAUGACAAUACUCCUAAAAGCUCCUCGGAAGUUCCUAAUACCCCAUAUGAUAACUCUCAUUUGCACCUUUCCUCCAACACAAGUAAGAUCUUCCAGAUGAAUACAGAGGAAACAAGAUUUUCCAAUAAGGCCACCAACACAAACAGUAUGAAAGAACCAAGUUCCUUCACGGAAGAGUCUGCUAGUCAAAUUACAGAUGAAAAUAAUCUGACCAUGACGAGUCAAGCAUUAAGAUCUACUGUAAAUAACUUGACAUGCAGCAUGAUUCAAGAAGACAAGGAUGUGACCAUCCAGUCUCAAAGCAAGGAUCUAAACAUUGUCAUGAACUCACAGCCUCAGGAACAAAACAAUGAAAUGCAGCAAAACUUAAACUUGCCACUUUCAGAAGAAACCCUAGAUACUAUGGAGAGUAGCAGUGCACUUGACAAGCCAGAAAUUUUUUUACAGAAAACAACAGAAUCAGAUAUGAUUGAGCAUGGGUUUUCAGAAAUUAAGGAGCUUGAUGAGAUGAAUGCUGCAACCAGAAAAGCAAAGAGCAGGAGAGUUGGAAAGGAAAUAAGAGAAGAUGUUGACUGGGAUGCCUUGAGAAAGCAGGUAGAAGCAAAUGGGAGGAAAAGAGAAAGAACACCAAACACAAUGGACUCAUUGGACUGGGAAGCUGUAAGAUGUGCAGAAGUUAAUGACAUAGCCAACACAAUCAAAGAGCGUGGAAUGAACAACGUGCUGGCAGAACGAAUAAAGAAUUUCCUUAAUCGACUAGUAAGAGAACAUGGAAGCAUUGAUCUGGAAUGGUUGAGAGAUGUUCCGCCAGACAAAGCAAAAGAGUAUCUGCUGAGCAUAAGGGGACUGGGCUUGAAAAGUGUGGAGUGCGUGAGGCUACUGACUCUACACCAUCUUGCUUUUCCAGUUGACACGAAUGUUGGACGUAUAGCUGUACGGCUAGGCUGGGUCCCUCUUCAGCCACUGCCCGAAUCACUUCAGUUGCACCUUCUAGAGCUGUACCCAGUGCUGGAAUCUAUUCAAAAGUAUCUUUGGCCCCGACUGUGCAAACUUGACCAGAGAACACUGUAUGAGCUACACUAUCAGAUGAUCACAUUUGGAAAGGUAUUCUGUACCAAAAGCAAACCCAACUGCAAUGCAUGUCCAAUGAGAGGAGAAUGCAGACAUUUUGCAAGUGCAUUUGCAAGUGCCAGACUAGCCUUGCCUGGACCAGAGGAAAAGGGUAUGGUGAGUGCAACUGAAAACAGAACAAAUGAACCAAAUCCUGCUGCAAUGGUUGGUCAACUGCCACUUCCUCUACCUCAGGCUACUGAACAAUCAGAAGAAAAUCAAUUGUCAAAAAGUAUUCAGCAAUCAGAAGCACAAUAUGGAGUCAACAGUUGUGAACCUAUUGUUGAAGAGCCAUCAUCACCAGAACCAGAGCGCAUACAAGUAACAGAAAAUGAUAUGGAGGAUACCUUCUGUGAGGAUCCUGAUGAAAUUCCUACUAUCAAGCUUAACAUUGAAGAGUUCACUCAGAAUUUGCAGAACUACAUGCAAAACAAUAUGGAACUUCAAGAAUGUGAUAUGUCGAAAGCCUUGGUUGCUUUGACUGCAGAAGCUGCUUCUAUUCCUACACCCAAGCUUAAAAAUGUGAGUCGGCUGCGAACAGAGCACCAAGUGUAUGAACUUCCAGAUUCGCACCCUCUUCUGGAAGGGUUGGAUAGACGAGAGCCUGAUGACCCAUGCUCAUACCUCCUCGCAAUAUGGACACCAGGUGAAACAGCAAACUCCAUUCAACCACCUGAAAAUAAUUGUAACUUGCAAGAAGAUGGCAAAUUGUGUGAUGAGAAGACAUGUUUCUCUUGCAAUAGUAUACGAGAAGCAAAUUCACAAAUUGUUCGAGGAACUCUCUUGAUACCAUGUCGAACAGCAAUGAGAGGGAGUUUUCCCCUCAAUGGUACAUAUUUCCAAGUCAAUGAGGUGUUUGCGGACCAUGAUUCUAGCCUCAACCCAAUUGAUGUUCCUAGAUCUUGGAUAUGGAACCUACCAAGACGGACUGUAUACUUCGGAACAUCAAUACCAACAAUAUUUAAGGGUUUGACAACGGAAGGUAUUCAACACUGUUUCUGGAGAGGUUUUGUUUGUGUUAGAGGAUUUGACCAAAAGACAAGGGCACCUCGUCCUCUGAUGGCCAGACUACAUUUCCCAGCCAGCAAAUUAAACAGGGCAAAAGGAAAGGAUUCAAAUGAAUAACAAACAAUUCCCUGCAAUAAUCAAAUACAACUUCAAGAACCAGAUGACAGUGUUUGGAUAACAAUAACCAGCAGCACCACAUUCGAAGAGUGUAACUUGGCUUUCACAGGGAAAAGGAAAAAGGCAGAAGUCCGGUUGAGUUGUGUGAUCCUGUAAUAUACGAUCAUGUAGCAUGUACAUGGUUAACAAAGCUGUAAUUUUCUUAAAUGUUAUGCUCGUAUUUGAGCCAUUCUUCCCAAACAGGUCAAGAUCAGUAAAAUCACAGAUUCCAGAAAAA